GGGAGCUGGACGAGCGACUGAUCCUGCUGGAGACGCGGGUGGGGGAGCAGUUCAACGUGCUGAAGGCGAUGGUGCUCGAUCUCGAGACGAAGCUGCGCGAUCAGGACCAGCAGGUCAAGCGCCAGCACCGGGGGCUGCACCGAGCCAUCGCGUCUGCCAGGAAGGCGGGAGACCUUAUAGACAAUCCGCCAGCGAGACGGCGCAGGAUGCAAGAACACUUGGAUAGGCCGCAUUUAAAUACCCCUGACUUCGCUGAAAACGAAGGACGAGAAGGCAACCAGAUCAGCUCCGAGCAAGACUUUGCUGACUUCUACAACGAUGACCUGGACGAAUUAAAGGCAAGUCCCAGAGCUCCCGAGGUAUCGAAGUACAACUCAUCGAUACACAUCGAAGAUUCGCAGCGAGUCUUCACCUACUACUGGAAGGUGGAAGACAUAAGGUACCGCAUGAACAACUGGGGUUGGCGUCGGUCGUUGCGGUCGCCCGACUUCUACAUCUUCAAGUUCGGCUACAAGAUGUUCAUGAAAAUCUACCCCAACAACAAUGGCGAGAACAUCUACGUCCAUGUCGCCCUCACUAAAGGUGAGUUCGACGCCAGUCUGGAGUGGCCGUUCACUCUGCCGCUGCGCAUCGCUGUGCUGGACCACAGCCGCAACCCCGACGACAUCACGGGCAGGGUGUGGCACCCCACCGAACUCUGCUCCGGCCUGCACUGGCAGCGACCAACCACGGGGGACAACCAGAUCUGUGUGGGGCUGGGCUUCUCGCACAACGAUCUUGAUAUUGCUAAUUAUGUUUACGCUGACGCAAUCACCAUCAAACUCACCAUUUUCUUGGACUGACGCAAU
This is a messenger RNA of Hyalella azteca, 848 nucleotides long. Its product is annotated as TNF receptor-associated factor 3. Lineage: Eukaryota; Metazoa; Arthropoda; Malacostraca; Amphipoda; Hyalellidae. The record is from RefSeq and is a predicted model, not a curated record. The annotation marks the transcript as partial. Gene Ontology annotation, molecular function: protein binding. The transcript has 6 exons.